AUGACUUGCCCGUCGGAAACCGGACGCCUUCAACAACUUCGACUCGGCAGGAAAGUGGGCUGGUGGCGCGUGUGGCGACCGCGGAUCUGGGCGCUCUUCGAGGAUCCCUACUCGUCCAAAUACGCGCGGUAUGUGGCAUGCGGAUCCCUUCUGUUCAUCCUCAUCUCCAUUUCCACCUUCUGCAUGGAGACGCACGAAGCGUUCAACACCAUCUACAACAAAACGGAGAACGUGACGGAGGGGAACGUGACGAGAGAGGAGAUUGUGUACGAGGUGGUGACGGACAGAUGGCUGAUGUACGUGGAGGGAAUGUGCGUGAUCUGGUUCACCAUCGAGGUGUUCACGCGCAUCGUCUUCUGCCCCGACAAGGCCGAGUUCUUCAAGAGCAUGCUGAACAUCAUCGACUUUGUGGCAAUCCUGCCUUUCUACCUAGAGGUCAGUCUGAGCGGACUCUCCUCCAAAGCGGCGAAAGACGUGCUGGGCUUCCUGCGAGUGGUGCGCUUUGUCCGAAUCCUGCGCAUCUUCAAGCUGACGCGCCACUUCGUGGGCUUGCGCGUUCUGGGGCACACGCUUCGCGCAAGUACCAACGAAUUCCUCCUGCUCAUCAUCUUCCUCGCUCUCGGCGUCCUCAUCUUCGCCACCAUGAUCUACUACGCCGAGAGGAUAGGAGCCAGUCCGGACGACCCUACGGCGAGCAAGCACACCACCUUCAAGAACAUCCCCAUUGGUUUCUGGUGGGCCGUGGUGACCAUGACCACUUUAGGCUAUGGAGAUAUGUAUCCGGAGACGUGGUCGGGCAUGCUGGUGGGGGCGCUGUGUGCCCUCGCGGGGGUGCUGACUAUUGCCAUGCCCGUCCCCGUCAUUGUGAACAACUUCGGCAUGUAUUACUCUCUGGCCAUGGCCAAGCAGAAGCUGCCCAAAAAGAAGAACAAACACAUCCCGCGAGCCCCGCAACCCGGCUCGCCCAAUUACUGCAAGCCGGAUGCCCUCGCCAUGGCAACGGCCUCGCCCCAGAGGAUCCUGGGUAACGUGCUGGGCGGCGUGCUGGGCUCGAGCGGGAUGACGAGGGACUGUCCUCUAGCUCAGGAGGAGAUCAUAGAGAUUAACAGAGACUCAAAGCAGAACGGUGACGCAGCCAGCGCCGCUCUAGCAAACGAGGACUGUCCAACAAUUGAUCAGGUUCUUAGUCCGGACGAGCGCAGCCCGGUGGGCCGAACACAAGAACGCUACCAGCAGGACAGAGCCUGCUUCCUCCUCAACACGCGCGAGUUUCGACCCACUGAUGGGAAUGUGCGGAAAGCCACGGGUUAUGAGAAAUCUCGCAGCCUGAACAACAUAUCAGGAAUGGCGGGGUCUUCCCUGCGUUUGACCCCCAUCACCAGCACGCCCUAUGACCCUUACGAGGCCCCAGGACCCCUCCGUCGCUGCCGCUCACCCAUUCCCUCCAUUUUGUAGCAGAAGAGCGGAAAGAGUGACAGAACGACUCAGGAAAGGAGGAGAGAAAGGCAGGACAGCCUCACACUCACAUUCAUAGCAAUAACAAUGACUGACCGCGCCAGUAGAUACACGUCACUAAACGGAGCUGUUUGUCAAUGACCACGGGUCAUGUUAGUUACGAACUGAACUUGGCAGGUUAACCAGGUCAACAACUGUACGUAUGUUUAGGAACGGAAGGAAGUGCUUUGUUUUUUCCCCAUGCUUUCUGGGUCAGACAUGUUAAACGUAUGAUUUUGAUGCUCAAGGCAGAUAUAUUAAUGCAUUUUGAUUUCGAAUACACUCGUUUUGUGUUCCAUUUCCCUCAAACUCUGAAUUAAGAUGAAUAUAACUGAAUAUUACUGUGAAUACAUGCAAUUCUGGACUGUAGAAAACUCCAGAAUUUUCAAUGCAAGAAUAAUGUACAUAUGCAAUCAUUACUCUGCAAAUAGGGGUUAAAAAUGAAAUGUAUCACACAUACGUGUUUGUAUUUGUCUUUGAACUGAAAUCA
This is a messenger RNA of Sinocyclocheilus grahami, 1984 nucleotides long. RefSeq names its product potassium voltage-gated channel subfamily C member 3-like. Gene Ontology annotation, cellular component: dendrite membrane; postsynaptic membrane; presynaptic membrane. The coding region runs from base 1 to 1455 and encodes 484 amino acids. Gene Ontology annotation, biological process: action potential; potassium ion transmembrane transport. Gene Ontology annotation, molecular function: delayed rectifier potassium channel activity. The record is from RefSeq and is a predicted model, not a curated record. NCBI's taxonomy places the organism in Eukaryota, Metazoa, Chordata, Actinopteri, Cypriniformes, Cyprinidae. The transcript is spliced from 5 exons.